AAAAAAAAACACAGUAGCUUCAAAAAAUUCAUCUUAUUCUCCGGCGAAGAUGCGAACCGGGAAGGGAAGCUUAGAGGAAGAAGACUACGGAGAAGACGAUUUCACCUCGAAACGCGAAGGCCCUUCUUCCAACAACAGUAACACCGCACCGAGCAGAGAUGUGAAGGAAAACGAUAAGGCUAGUGCCAUACGGUCUAAACAUUCAGUCACUGAGCAGCGUAGAAGAAGCAAAAUCAAUGAAAGGUUUCAGGUAUUGAGAGAAAUCAUUCCCAAUAGUGAACAGAAAAGAGAUACAGCUUCUUUCCUUUUAGAGGUGAUAGAUUAUGUUCAGUAUUUACAAGAGAAGGUGCAGAAGUAUGAAGGACCGUAUCCAGGAUGGAGUCAGGAACCUACAAAGUUGACUCCUUGGAGGAAUAAUCACUGGCGAGUUCAGAGUUUAGCAAACCAUCAAGUAGCUGUAAGUAAUGGGUCUGGUCCGGUGUUGCCAUUUCCAGGAAAGUUUGAAGAAAAUAUAGUGGCCUCUGCACCUGUUAAUGUUGCAGAAAUGCAAAACCCUGUUGAAUUUGACAAGGGGAGAGCUACAGUCUUCAAACCAAUAGAGAGUCAGUCUGAGUUAGAUGACAAGGAGUUACCGCCUGUACAACCAUUCUUUCCAUUUGUACACGGUGAACAAGGUAAUAGUGACUGCCCUGCAACGAGUGAUGGGCUAGGCCAAAGUAGUAAUAAUGAUAUGGCUAUUGAAGGUGGAACCAUUAGCAUCUCUACUGCCUACUCUCAUGAGUUAUUGAGCUCAUUAACACAAGCACUCCAAAACGCAGGCGUUGAUCUCUCCCAUGCUAAACUGUCUGUGCAGAUUGAUCUUGGGAAGAGAGCCAAUCAAGAACUAACACAUAAGAAUCCAUUAUCCUCUGAUAUUGAAGGCUCUACACGGUCAAGGAAUCCAAGUGUUGAGGGAGAAUCUGAACAUUCUUAUAAGCGGAUGAAAGCACUGUGACAUGGCUGCAAUAUAUUUAAAUGUAUUGACAGAUAUAUAUCUCUUUUGUGUAGAUUUGUUCGGCUUCUAGGGCCAUCAUAUUAUAUCGUUAAGGUUUAAAUUAUGGUUAGUAGUGUCUACUGGUUUUGAGUUUGUUAUCUCUGCAUCAUUCAUGUAACCUAUCAACUAUUGGAUCACUUUUCAGUUUAUCUUCUUAUUGGUAUUAGAGAAUUAUACUCCCUCCGUUCCUAAAAGAUGUAUAUUAUAGAAAAAUAUUUUGUUCCAAAAAGAUGUAUUUUUUACCUUUUCAAUGAAUGAUUUAAUGAAAAAUUGUAAGUUUCAAAAACAAUUAAUGGUGUUUAUUGAGUUUCUAUUGGUUAAAAGUUAUGGAAAAUUGUUAUUCACAAAAAACAAUGCAUUUACAAUCAAAAUUAAAUGAGUUUUCU
Eruca vesicaria subsp. sativa (arugula) is the source of this 1419-nucleotide messenger RNA. The record is from the annotation of a GenBank genome assembly. Lineage: Eukaryota; Viridiplantae; Streptophyta; Magnoliopsida; Brassicales; Brassicaceae.